AUGCACAUUCUACUUGCACUCUCCUCUUUUGCCUUAGCGGCAGCUCAAGGGCUGAAUCCCGUUGCUCCUCUCUGCCCCUUUCCCAUCAUUAUUCAAUCUCUAGUCCUCAUACAGAAAGCUCCAGUAUAUGUCAGCGCCCAGAUCUGCGAGGUCACAACACUUACUGUGGGUGGGAGGACCAUCCCUGUACCCCAAGUGCCGACCCUCCUUGAGACUAGAUUUGUUGUCACGAGCACAGUCACGCAAUCUUCUACCUGGUCCUCAACCUGCGGUACUCCUGCGACAAAUGCAAAUGAUUUCCAUUCAUCUGAAGGCAGCUUUGUGACUCUAACUGCCCCAUGCACCGAAGCCGUCGCCUCCACUCUUGUCAUUCCCCCAGUCGGAGACCAGCCUGGUACAAAGGUCAUCUUAGUCCCAAUCACUACUCCCGCGCCCCCAUUCACCGGACCUUGUGACACAUUGACGCAGACAUGGGCAAGAACAUUUUGCACUACUAUAACAAUACCUGUCAAGGAUGGUGGAAGAGGCACUGUUCUGGUUGUCCAAAAUCCUACCCAGAACGCCCCGGCCCCGAUUCAGCCAAUCAUCACCGCAGCUAAAUCGCCUUCUAGCGCAGCUCCAUCACCCGAAGCUUUAAGUGUUGCUAAGUCAGACACUCUCACCCUCUGGCCGGGUCGUCAAGGUACUCCUUCGGUUAGCAACACUUCUGGGGGCCUAAAUUUAAUUACACCUUCUGGGCUUGAGACUUCGCUCUCUGCUACGAGUCCUACAACCACUGUGGAUCUUACUUUAAAGAGCUCGCCUUCUGCUAUCAGUCCUACGACCUCUAGGAAUAAUAAUCCUAUGAAUACUGGGGAUAUGACUUCAACGACCUCACCCUCUAAGACCAAUCCUACCACCGCAGGGGAUCUUACGUUGAGGGACUCAAUAUCUGCUACGAGCCCUACAACCACUGGGGGUCUCACCUUGCAGACCUCGCCCAUAGAUGCAUCUAGCGGCGCACCGCCAGUGUCGACUACGACGUCGACCUCAACAACUGCCGGCCUAAUCACUUCAACUUCCACAACUUCUACCAGCUUAUGCAUCGUGACCGCAACACCAGUUGCCGAAUGCUGUAUGAAUGAGCUGCCCGAUGACUGCAAGGCACUCAGAACCAGCAACGGACAAGACCUGCAACCCGUCAUCUCGGCCUGCCAACAAGCCAUCGGGAACUACACCACCAGUGACAUGCGGGCCUGCUGGGCAGGGGAGGUAACGGAUGACUCCCGUGGAACAAACAUAGCGGAUUGUCUAAUGGAUGAGCUUGAGGAUUGCUGUAUCACGCAGUUGCCCGCAGCGUGCAGCAGUCUCCGAGGCGCAACUGGGGCGGCUGUUCUUGCCGGGGCAUUACAGUGCCGCAAGGCGCUCGGGCUGUUCGUCCAUGGCACAGCUAAGCCCUGCCUAGAUGAUAAGAACAUAACAGCUGAGACACACGGGAUGAGUAUCGUUGAUUGUCUAGAGGCUGCAUAUGGUUUCCGGUCUGGGGCUGUUACAAUUAGCGAUGCCCAGUUGUGCCCUACAAUAACAGUCACAUAA
Thyridium curvatum is the source of this 1575-nucleotide messenger RNA. RefSeq lists its product as uncharacterized. The record is from RefSeq and is a predicted model, not a curated record. Lineage: Eukaryota; Fungi; Ascomycota; Sordariomycetes; Thyridiales; Thyridiaceae. Bases 1 to 1575 code for a protein of 524 amino acids. The transcript is spliced from 2 exons.